Eublepharis macularius is the source of this 957-nucleotide messenger RNA. RefSeq names its product olfactory receptor 10A7-like. The record is from RefSeq and is a predicted model, not a curated record. Gene Ontology annotation, cellular component: membrane. NCBI's taxonomy places the organism in Eukaryota, Metazoa, Chordata, Lepidosauria, Squamata, Eublepharidae. Gene Ontology annotation, molecular function: G protein-coupled receptor activity; olfactory receptor activity. Bases 82 to 957 code for a protein of 291 amino acids. The transcript has a single exon. Gene Ontology annotation, biological process: G protein-coupled receptor signaling pathway.
ACCCUGAGACCUGAAUUUAUUUUCAUCAGAUUCUCUAAUAAUUCUGGGAUACAAAUAAUUUUCUGCAUUGGGUUCUUCACUAUGUAUAGCCUCACACUUCUGGGAAAUGGCCUCAUUAUAAUCCUUACUCUGGUUGAUACAGCCCUUCAUACUCCCAUGUAUUUCUUCCUGAGGAACCUGUCCUUCCUAGAGAUUUGCUACACUACAGUAACUCUCCCCAAAAUGCUGGUCAAUUUUGUGUCUGAAGUUAAGAGCAUCUCCUUUGCUGGCUGUGCUGCCCAGAUGUAUUUUCUCCUUUCACUUGGAACAGUUGAAUGCUAUCUGCUGGCUGUCAUGGCAUAUGACCGCUACAGGGCUAUAUGUUCCCCAUUGCAUUAUCCAGUCAUCAUGAACAGAAAAGCUUGUGCUCAAAUGGCAUUUGUGUCUUGGCUCUGUGGAAUCUUGUUGCCCCUUGGCAAUGUGGUUUGGAUCUUCACUUUGCCUUACUGUGGCCCAAACAAAAUUAAUCACUUCUUCUGUGAUGUGCCUCCAGUGCUAAAGUUGGCUUGCACUGAUACAACAAAGAAUGAGAUGUCAAUCCUUGCUCUAAGUGUUCUCAUCACAUUAUCCCCCUUUCUACUGGUGCUGGUUUCUUACAUCCGCAUUCUCUCCACUGUACUCAAAAUGACAUCAACAGAAGGUAGACGCAAAGCCUUCUCCACAUGUUCAUCCCAUCUCAUUGUGGUCACUUUGUUCUACGGCUCUGCCAGUGCCAUGUACCUGCGUCCAAAAUCGAGCCACACAGAGAAUAUAGACCGGUUGGUUUCUCUCUUUUAUUCCAUCAUCACCCCUAUGUUGAAUCCCAUGAUUUAUAGUCUGAGGAACAAAGAAGUAAAAGAUGCCCUGAGGAGGCUGAGGGGGAAGAAAAGAUUCCUGUGUGAACUAGGCAAAUACCUUUGUGAGAAAAGAGAUUUUUAG